Messenger RNA from Schizophyllum commune H4-8, 917 nucleotides. RefSeq lists its product as uncharacterized. The record is from RefSeq and is a predicted model, not a curated record. The coding region runs from base 1 to 831 and encodes 276 amino acids. Lineage: Eukaryota; Fungi; Basidiomycota; Agaricomycetes; Agaricales; Schizophyllaceae. The transcript is spliced from 5 exons. Gene Ontology annotation, cellular component: membrane.
AUGGCUCCGCUCUCCCCCCUCGCCCUCCUCCUCGCCUCAGGCCUGGCCUACCAUGGACACCGCAAGAAGUCCUUAUCCCCCUCCGGAUCCGUGACUGCCUUUGUCGUGGGCUACCUCAUGCUGUCCAGCACAAUCUGGGCGUUCGGCGUGUCACUGAUCGCAUUCUACCUCAUCGGGAGCCGGGCGACGAAGUGUAAGUGGGAUGUAGUGCGCCGCCUCGAAUCCGCCUACCACGAAUAUGGCUACCGCACCGGCUGGCAAGUCAUCUCCAACUCCUUCUCAGCAUUGGUAGCUUGCGUCCUCUGGAACGCGAUAUACGCUCCCGACAGCCUCCCCGGCUGGGUCUUCGGUUCGCUCCUAAGCUUCCCGCCUACUCUCUCGCGCCCCCUCCUACUUCUUGCCCUUGGGCACUUUGCAUGCUGCCUCGGCGACACGCUAGCCUCUGAGCUUGGUAUCCUGGCGAAGGGGAAGCCCAGGCUCUUCCUCUCCCGCAUCUCUUUCCUCACCCCGGUUCCCCCGGGCACAAACGGCGCUCUCUCCUUCCCGGGCACCUCAGCCUCCCUCGCCGGCGGGGCCAUCAUGGGCCUCGUUAUGGGCGCAGUGUUGAUUCUGGAGAACGCCGUCUGCCGCCGGGAUGCGCUCGGUGUGGUGGUGGAACUGAUCACGAUUGGAGGACUGUGCGGGUUCGGAGGAAGCCUCCUUGACUCCGUCCUCGGGGCAACGCUGCAAGAGACGCACUACGAUGCGGAUAGGAAGGUGGUGAUCAGCGAUGGGGAGGGGCAGGCGGAGGUAAGUGGUCGAACAGUGAACUCGUUGGGAAGAAGGGGCUAACACUCAUACCAGCCAACCUCCGCCACCCAUCUCCUCGGCCUCCCACUCCUGUCGAACAAUCAGGUGAAUGUGGUCAGCAGCGUCUU